ACACCAACCGUUCACUUUCGUUGCCGCGCCAGAUAAGAGGGGGAAAAAAAACCAGUUUUCUCCAGCACUUAAACCCCAACAAAAUCCUACCUCAAACUUUAACACUCUAAAAGCUCACAACUUUCAUCCAUGGAAGCUCUGCAAGGAGCCCUCCCUCAAAUCCCAAACCCCCAAUUCGAACCCAACACUGAUAAAAUCAAACGCAACCUCACCAACAAAGGCGUACACCCAACUCCCAAAAUCGUCCACACUCUCCGCAAGAAACAAAUCCAGAAACACAACCGCCUCAACGAACAAGACCCACCUCUCUCCCAGUCCCAAAGCCAAGCGCUUUCCGAAGAAACCCAUUUCCAAACCCUGAAAGCCGAGUACAGAAGCUUCACCAGAGCCGUGAAAUCAAAGAAUGGUGGCGGUGAAUUGACGGUUGGGAUGCCUUGGGAGAGAGUGGAGAGAAUUGGGUUCCGGGAGCUGGCGAGUAGUAGCGGUGAGUAUGGUGGAGAGAAGCUGAAGAAGGAGGAGUUGAAUGCAUUGAGGGAAAUGUUCGAAACCCGAAAAAGGGAGGAGCUGAAAUGGGUGUUGGAUGAUGAUGUGGAGAUAAAAGAGGAGUGGUUUGAUGGUGAGAAUAGGGUGUGGGACCCGACAAAGCGGCGGCGCGGCGAGGGGGAGGUGAUCCAGUUUCUUGUUGAGAGGCUUAGUGGUACUGAGUUUACAAUGAGGGACUGGAAGCUUUCGAGGAUGAUGAAGCAGUCAGGUUUGGAGUUCACUGAGGGUCAGGUUUUGAAGAUUUUGAAUGGGCUUGGUGCUAAGAAAUGUUGGAAGCAGGCAUUGUCUGUGGUGGAAUGGGUUUAUAAGGACAGGGGUAAUAAACACUGCAAAAGCAGGUUUGUAUACACGAAACUUUUGGCAAUUCUUGGGAAGGCACGAAGGCCCCAGGAAGCUCUUGACAUUUUCAACAUGAUGCGGGGAGAUUGUCAUAUGUAUCCAGAUAUUGCUGCCUAUCAUUGCAUUGCUGUUACACUCGGUCAAACGGGUCGUCUGAAGGAAUUGCUGAAAGUUAUUGAAUGCAUGAGGCAGAAACCUGUCAAAAUAGCUAGAAAUAUGUUUCGUAACUGGGACCCCAUCCUUGAACCCAAUGUAGUUGUAUAUAAUGCUAUACUGAACGCUUGUGUUCAAUCCCGUCAGUGGAAGAGUGUAUAUUGGGUGUUCAACCAGUUGAGAAAGAGUGGUCUGAAACCUAAUGGAGCAACGUAUGGGCUUGCUAUGGAGGUAAUGCUGCAGUCUGGAAAGUAUGACCUCGUGCAUGAAUUAUUUAGAAAAAUGAAAAAAAGCGGAGAAGCUCCAAAAGCUCUUACCUAUAAAGUUAUUGUUAGAGCUUUAUGGUGUGAAGGAAAAGUGAAUGAAGCUGUGGAAGCAGUCAGGGACAUGGAACGAAGAGGAGUGGUUGGGACAAGUGGUGUAUAUUACGAGUUAGCUUGCUGCCUUUGCAAGAGUGGGAGGUGGCAGGAUGCUCUGUUACAGGUUGAGAAGAUGAAACAUGUAUCUAAUACUAAACCUUUGGAGGUCACCUUCACAGGCAUGAUAAGGUCUUCCAUGGAGGGUGGACAUAUUGAUGACUGUAUAUCCAUAUUUGAACACAUGAAGAACCAUUGCACCCCUAACAUAGGGACAAUAAAUACAAUGUUGAAAGUAUUUGGACGCACCGAUAUGUUUUCCAAAGCUAAAGAAUUGUUUGAAGAAACUAAGGCUGCUGAAUCUGAUUCUGACCCUUCACUGGAAGGUGGUGGUAGUUCUCUUGUGCCCGAUGAGUACACAUAUACCUCAAUGCUCAAGGCAUCUGCCAGUGCUCUGCAAUGGGAGUACUUUGAAUAUGUGUACAAGGAGAUGGCUCUCUCGGGAUAUAAAAUGGAUCAAAGUAAAAAUGCAUCAAUACUCGUAGAAGCAUCCAGAGCCGGGAAGGGGUAUCUACUAGAGCAUGCAUUUGACACCACACUGGAAGCCGGUGAAAUUCCCCAUCAAUUGUUCUUUAUUGAAAUGGUAUAUCAAGCUACAGCUCGACAUGAUUACAAGAGAGCGGCAACUCUGGUUAAUACAAUGGCUUAUGCCCCAUUUCAAGUCAGCGAAAGGCAGUGGACAGAUGUUUUUGAGAAAAAUGAAGACGGGAUCAGUCAGGAUGGUUUAACGAAACUGCUGGAUGCUCUACAGCACUGUGAUGUAACAUCGGAAGCCACGCUUUUAAACUUAAAAAGAUCUGUGCAAAGUCUCUGCCGGUCGUAUACAUCGAGAGACUUCUCAAAUUCUAUGUCGGAAUCAUCUUUGGAUGAUAAUGAUGAGGGAUUUGAUGAUAAUGAAGGGCUCAUCAUGCCAAAUCAUUCUUUAGAAUAUAUUGACGGUAAGCCCAAGCCUGGCACUGCUCCUCCUGAUGACAGUAGUGAUGCUCCUUUCAGUGAAUUUCCUCAUCGAAAUAGUACCCAAAGAGGUGUUGCCGCUGAUAUAGAGACACCUUGCAGGCCUUUGGAUUAUAUUUCUGAUGAAGAUGGACUAGACUCGACAGAAAUCGAUGAGGAAAUCGAAGCACUGAUAAGUAAGGAUGAUUCUCACGAAUCUCAUUCGCCCUCGCCAAAGGAAAUAAUGAAAGAUUGGAAGGAAAGAAGGAAAAAGCAUGGGAUACUCAUGCCCUUUCAACUCGGCCAAAAGCAAGUCAAAGUUGCUUCUUCAGCCAGAUCACUUCAGGAGAGGGAAUAGUUCACCAUCUAUUCAGCAUGGUUCUGUCAAUGUAUAUAAGAAAAGUAUUUAACAAUAUGUAUCAGCUCCCAAUAUAUGAAAUAAAAAAAUGCAAAUUAUUAUGAGGAAA
Rosa chinensis is the source of this 2851-nucleotide messenger RNA. Its product is annotated as pentatricopeptide repeat-containing protein At5g67570, chloroplastic. The transcript has 9 exons. The record is from RefSeq and is a predicted model, not a curated record. The coding region runs from base 130 to 2742 and encodes 870 amino acids. Gene Ontology annotation, molecular function: protein binding. NCBI's taxonomy places the organism in Eukaryota, Viridiplantae, Streptophyta, Magnoliopsida, Rosales, Rosaceae. Gene Ontology annotation, cellular component: chloroplast. Gene Ontology annotation, biological process: chloroplast organization.